Messenger RNA from Lates calcarifer (barramundi perch), 3119 nucleotides. Its product is annotated as E3 ubiquitin-protein ligase rnf146. Gene Ontology annotation, cellular component: nucleus; cytoplasm. Gene Ontology annotation, molecular function: ubiquitin protein ligase activity; poly-ADP-D-ribose binding; zinc ion binding. Gene Ontology annotation, biological process: Wnt signaling pathway; ubiquitin-dependent protein catabolic process. The record is from RefSeq and is a predicted model, not a curated record. NCBI's taxonomy places the organism in Eukaryota, Metazoa, Chordata, Actinopteri, Centropomidae. The transcript has 3 exons. The coding region runs from base 224 to 1384 and encodes 386 amino acids.
GCGUACUCUUACGUCGUCGUCCUUAUACCAGCUUCAUUUUUCAGAGGAAAACAAAGCCAGUUAACGUUGGGAGUCGGUAAAUUAGCGUUGGAAAUUGGUGCCAUCACACGAAUUGUUACUGUAAACCAGACUAUCGCCGCACAAUCUAACGUGGCAAGUUUGAAGGUCCAUCAGCUCUCCUAAUGAUACAGCAGCAUUAAGGGUACUUCCAUACUUCCUAAGGAUGGCUAGUUGUGGGGAGGUAGACCACUCUGUUAGCUCACUUCCAUCCAGUAAGAAAGGCAGCAACAGUGGUGGUGGAAGUGGGAACAGUGCAGAAUCAUCAUGCUCUGGCUCCAGCAACUCAUCCCCAGCCCUGUCUGUACCGGAGUGUGCCAUCUGUCUGCAGAGCUGCGUCCACCCAGUCCAACUGCCAUGCCAUCACGUCUUCUGUUUCCUAUGUGUGAAGGGAGCGUCCUGGCAGAGCAAACGCUGCGCUCUCUGCAGACAGGAAGUCCCAGAUGACUUCCUGGAAAGGCCUACGCUUCUCUCUCCAGAGGAGCUUAAAGCAUCUGCAGGAGGUCGGGGCAGCACAGCAAGUGAUCACGCCUGGUACUAUGAGGGCCGUAAUGGUUGGUGGCAGUAUGAUGAGCGAACCAGCCGUGAGCUGGAGGACGCUUUCUCCAAGGGCAAGAAAACAGCUGAAAUGUUGAUUGCUGGUUUUUUGUAUGUAGCUGACUUGGAAAACAUGGUGCAGUACAGGCGCAAUGAGCACGGUCGUAGACGCAAGAUGAAGAGGGACAUUUUGGAUAUCCCCAAGAAGGGAGUGGCAGGACUGCGUUUGGACACUGAGGGUGUUACUGGAGCCAUAGGGGCAGCAGGUCGAGAAAACUCUGCUGAUGGGGCUGAUACCACAGUAGCAGGUGUACAACAGCAGGUUACAGGUAUUGCUUCUACUGUUACAGCCCCUCCAGCCACAGCCAGACCUCCCACCUCCCUUGGUGGUCAGCCUGGCACCAGCACUAGUCCCUCUUUGGAGGAUGCCCUUUCCCAGCUGCAAAUCAGCCCCAGGCCCACACCUUCUCAUGAGCGUUCUGAGGCUGGGGAAGGAGAGGAAGAAGAUGAGGAGGAGGAGGCCUCACCCUCCAGGUCCUCUGAUCCUCACACAUCUGUGGACGAGUCUGGCUCUGGAGACUGGAGCGACGAUGAGGAGGAGGAGGAUGUAGAAGAGGAGGGGGGAGAUGGAGAACGUGUGGAGCCCUGGGAGGAUAGGCCACAGAGGCAAAGACUGAAUCCAGAGGACAGAGCCCCUCCUGGUGCAGAGUCCGCCUCUCCCCCUUCCUCAUCCAGUAGCAGUGGGAGAUCCAGAAUGCCUGAUGGCCAGUGUACAGUGACUGAAGUGUGAAGUCAUCACUGAAACCAUCAUCACCAAAUGGCUAAGUUCCAUUCCAUUAAUUUAUUCCUGACUUUAUGUUGCCCUUCACUCAGUCACAGAUCGGAUGUGGGUGGAUUGCUUGGUACAGGAGGAAUCAUGCACUCGAUAACAAACACGACCAAGUUUUUGGAUAAACAACUCAGUUUUAGCAAUCAAAUUCUACACCUCGUUUUGGCUCACAGUGAUCUGGAUGUAUCUGUAUGAUUUGUUUGUCAGUCUCAUCCUAUGUGUACCCAGCCUGUAGAUGCAAUGUUGGGUUUCAUGUUUAAGCACUGAGUGUUCUAGUACUGAGACAUGAGGUACAGCUUGGUAAACAGAUGAAUACAGCAUGUUGUCUUGAGCCAUGAAAUCUUUGUUUCAUAAUUCUCUAUCUAGCACAACAUGGGAGGUAGGUGUAACAGACUUAUUGUGGUGUUCAGCUGACAUCAGUCUGCUGAUUUUAGCCAUUUGGUUGCAGGCAUAUCGAGUCUGUUCUUUCUUAAAUUCCAGAAAAGAGGAAGUUAAAAGGUUAAAGUGAUUCGCCAACCUGCUUUUGCAAAACCUAGAUAUUGCUGUAUUUAAGUUUGUGAUCUAAUACCCAGAGGGCUUUGUGGGCGUCCCAUCCAGAUUUGUGAUAUGCAGUGAAACAGGCAUAAAUGGGGAUGUUACUCCUGGAAAUGGAACGGUGUCAUUUUCAUUAUCAUGAAUGGCUGCAUUCUAUUCAUCUACAGUUUAACUCUCUCAGCUAACAUAGCACGCGGAUAUGGGCUUCUUGGAGCUCAAGUCACCUGACUACUCUUGGAAAGAAUUUAAUCCUUGAUAAAAUUUUUCCCAACCUCCACCCUACCUAAAUAAUUUCCUUACUUCAGAUUUAACUGAUGAUGAAACUUUUCCUUCCAAGUUCUGAAUCUUAACUAUUAACAAAGUGUGUCCUUUCAGAGCAGAUUGUGGUUUGAAGGUUGUUUAUACAGAUAAAGAAAGGUAACAGAAAUACUUAACAAUGCUCUUAAGCUAUGUGGGUAAUUAAAUUUCACACUUAAUGUUUUACAACACAUAGUAAUGUAACUCAGGAGCCCACAGGAUUAUCUGGCUACCUGCCUACAGUUUGUCUUUGAUUUCAAUUAACCUGCAGCUUUGUGAAAUUCUAAAAUCUAUAGAGAUUAUGAAUCCUGUUUUAAAUGAAUGUGCACAAUAGAAGUACAUAUCAAAAUUCUUUUAAUUUUUCCCAGCUUUAAAUAAUUGGCAUUUCAAUGUGAAGUAUCAGUGUUUUCUUUUCAAAGCUGUUGAGGCCUCUGGACCUCAUUUGUAUUCUUAUCAUCCCUGACUAAAGUAUUCUCAAUUGGUGUGUUUCUAAAGUUUUGUGAUUUGUGCUUGUUUGAAGAGAGAGUUAUUUAAACACUACUGGUCCGCAGGAUGUUGAGAAUUGAUAUUUUUGAGUUCAGUUUGAGUAAAUUUGUUUGUUUUUGCGUUUCUUAUGGUUGUAAAUCCUCUUAUGUAUGAUGUCUGAGGCAGAAAGAGAACAAAAACAUGCCACUGCUAUUGGCCAUCCUGCAGAAAUUUCAAGUUAUGUUAUUUUUAUAUUUCUUACAUGCUUACAUCAUCAGCUCAGUUUUAGACUUUCCAUUCUGAAGAAUAAAGUUUGUGUAACAGUUUUUGCUUGGCAACUUUUUUGUUACAUGGUUUGUAAUUUAAGAAUAAAUUGUGUCAUUUCAUCAUCCUAAAGGGA